Messenger RNA from Dendrobium catenatum, 200 nucleotides. RefSeq lists its product as uncharacterized. The record is from RefSeq and is a predicted model, not a curated record. Gene Ontology annotation, biological process: mitochondrial respiratory chain complex IV assembly. NCBI's taxonomy places the organism in Eukaryota, Viridiplantae, Streptophyta, Magnoliopsida, Asparagales, Orchidaceae. Gene Ontology annotation, cellular component: mitochondrial inner membrane.
UGUAUUCUCUCUUUCUGUGUCUCUCUCGAUAUAUUAGCAAUGGCGGAUGGUGCGAGCACGAUGGAAUCGCUAAGGAAAUGGGUUGUUGAGAACAAGCUCCGAACUGUUGGAUGCAUUUGGCUAAGCGGUAUUGGGAGUUCGAUCGCCUACAAUUGGUCUCGGCCGAACAUGAAAAUCAGCGUCAAGAUCAUUCAUGCUAG